This is a messenger RNA of Ichthyophthirius multifiliis, 2055 nucleotides long. RefSeq lists its product as hypothetical. Gene Ontology annotation, molecular function: ubiquitin protein ligase binding. Gene Ontology annotation, cellular component: cullin-RING ubiquitin ligase complex. The transcript is spliced from 8 exons. The record is from RefSeq and is a predicted model, not a curated record. Gene Ontology annotation, biological process: protein ubiquitination; ubiquitin-dependent protein catabolic process. Lineage: Eukaryota; Ciliophora; Oligohymenophorea; Hymenostomatida.
AUGAAUCAACCUUUAUAUAAACCCAAAACUGAAUAAGAAACUGCUGAAAUAUUAAAAAAAGCAGAUGUUAUAAUAAAUAGUGUUCGUUAAAAUUUUCGAACUGGAUUAAAUAUAAAUUUUACAAAUGCUGAUUAUUGCAUAUUAAAUUCAGAAAUACGUAAUACAGAUAAAUUUGAUUUAAUAGGAUAAUGGUAAGAAUCAUGUGCAAGAGAAAAUUAAGAUGUUCCGAAAGAAGACUUAAAGCGUUUAAUUUAAAUUUAUAAUGAUUAAGAUUUUAAAGAAGAAAUUAAAAUCGAAGAAGACCGCUAAAGUCAUAAAUUAAGAGUUAUUUCUGAUUCAGCAGUCGAAAAAACCCAAAAUAAUAACUUUAGUAGUGAAGAUCAAGAUAUUAGUUAAUAUAGUUAUAAAACACUUUUUGAAAAUCCUUAUAUUGAAGAAAUAUCAAAAUAUCUAAAUCAAAAAGUAAGUGAUUGGUCGAAUAAAAAUACUCCUGAAUAUGUGCAAGUAGCUCUUAUAGUAAUAUCUAAAGAAGAAUAACUAUGCCAUGAUUAUUAUCCUCGCUCUUUUUAAUAAGUAACAGAAACAAUAAAUUAAAUAUUCAUUUCUAAGUAAGAUGAUAAACUUUUAGAUCAUUAUAGUGGAAUAGAAAAUAUGUUAAGACAUUAAAAAAAUAACGAAAUCUAAGAUUUAUAUUAGUUAUUAAAAAGAACAAAGCCUUCCUUAUAAAAGUUAGCCACGAAAAUAAGAGUCUUUUAUGAAGGAAGAAUUGCUGAUAUAUGUAAAGAAAGUGAUGAAAAGUUAAAAAUAGGUUAAUAAGAAAAAUCUAAAAAUCCUAUAGAUUUAAAAACUGAACUAUCUAUUGAAUGGGUAAAAUAAAUCAUUAAUUUAAAAAACUUUUUAGAUGAUUAAAUUUCUACAUUAUUUAAUAAAGAUAUCGAAAUUGAAAAAGCAAGAGAUAAUGCUUUUUAAAUGGGUUUAAGGUGUUUCAAAAUGUCUGCUUUAUACCUUUCCAUUUAUUCAGAUUAAAUAAUGAAAACAUAAUAUUCUGAUGAUGAAAUAACAUUAAAAAUAUAAGAGAUAACAACAAUAUUUAAUUAUUUAAAUACAUCAAGGGAUGAAUUUUUAAUAUAUUAUCAAUAAAGAUUAUGUCGAAGACUGAUUACUUUUUCUUCUAAAAAUAUGAUAGCAGAAAAAUAAAUAGUUACAAAGUUUAAGAAUUAAGUAGGUGCAUUACCAACUUUAAACAGUUUAUAAAACAUGAUAUAAGACAUAGAAACAAAUGAAUAAUAUAAAAAUUAUAUACAACAAGAUAACCUAAGUAUUUAUGUAUUAAAUAGUGUUUCUUGGCCUUUAAAAAAAGUUCAAUUAGAGAGAUGUAUUUUCCCUUCUUCUUUUAAAGAUGCAAUUGAUUCAUUUAUGAACAAUUUUAAAAAUAAUUUUAAAUAAAGAAAGUUAGGAUGGCUUUUUAACGAAGGUUCGGCAGAAAUUAACUUUUUAAGUAAUAAUAAAAAGGCAUUUUAAGGAAAGUUUAUUUUAAGAACUUCAACAUAUUAAAUGUUAAUUUGUAUGAAAAUAAAAGAAUUAAGCACAUGCAAAGUCUCUGAUUUAAUUGAAGGAACUGGAAUUUCUAAAGAAACAUUUGAUUUGAAUUUUAAAAAUCUUAUUAAAAAUAAAAUACUUUUUACAUAAGAAGGGGAAUAAUAUACUGAAGAGUCUAUUGUUUAAAUUAAUACAUAAUUCGAAAAUCCUAAAAAAGUUAUUAAUAUAGUUCCAAGAUAGACUGUUUAGGUUUCUUAAUAAGAAAAAGAUGAAGUUGCGUUAAAAGUUGAAUAUUAAAGAACUUGUAUGAUUAAAUCUUAUCUAGUUAAAAUUAUGAAAUCAAAAAAAGUAAUGAAAUAUAAUGAUUUGCUUAAAGAAACUAUUGAGUUAAUAAGAUAAUUUGGAAGAACUUUUGAACCUAAAAUUCCUCAUGUUAAAAAAUGCUUGGAAGAUUUAUAGGGAGAAUAUGUUAAUAGAAAUGCUGAUGAUCCUAAUAUUUAUGAAUAUAUACCUUGA